UCAGACUUUAUAUGUCAGAACUCAGAUUUUGUUCUCCUUGCGACACACAACCACUAGAUGGCGACAUCUGACCGCAGUAUGUGAACCACACAACGUGCUGCAUCAUUUACUGCGCUCUUUCAGCCUAUUGCAGCAUCUCUGGCUACAGGCAAGGGUAUGUCGGAACUUAGAAACCACCUCCAAGCUGACAUAUCACAAGGGUGAUUUAUACUUAUAACUAUAGCUGUGUUGUCAUUUACUUUAACCAAGAACUUCUAGUAACUCUAUAAUCAGAAUUGAUGAAGUAAUGAUAAAACUCUUCAGACCUGGAUGAGAAUGAGCAAAAACUUCUUUAUUGUAGACAAUCAGCCAUCCAUUCCAUUGAGCUCAAGAAAUCAAAUCACUAAGUCAAAAAAAGGAACAAAUGAAAACUCAAAAAGAGCAUUCACAUGUAAAACAAAAACUCAAAGUAUCAAAAGAAUGAAAAAGCUGCAGCACUCAAAAAUAGGUUCACCGUCUGAACUGCCCCACGAAAAGAACUGCGUACUUCCCCAUAAAAGUCCCCUCAAUAUAUACCCUGGCGCUUCUAAGCGCCUCCUUCCUCCUAAGUUGUUCUCUGGGGCCCCGCCUAGUUAUUUACAUGUUUCUUCUGAAAUCCCCUUAUUUCCCCGAAUUGCCUCAUACGCCCUUUAGUGACUUCAUAUCCUGCCUUUCUGAAUUCCCCUUAUUUUCCAGAAUCAUCACCUGACCCUUACUCAUGUGCCCAAAUAUGGAUUUUCCUUCUCCCGUAUUUUCCGAUUAUUUUCGGCCUUUCUCGUCAUUGUUAUUAAAAAAAUGAGCUCAAGAGAGCUUUACUUCCUUAUUCUUAUCACAUUUAUCGCUCAGCCUUUCAUGACAGACGUCUCGUGGAUUAGUCCUCUUGUCAGCUAUAAUGAAUUCUCGGCCUCAGGGUCAGCCAAUUCGUCCUGGUCACACCAUCUGGAUUUCUCGGUCUACUCCCUAUAGGAGGCCUGUUCCUGCUGAGGUCAUAACCAGCUAUCGCCGUUAUCAGCUGCGUCAUCUUACUCAGGAGUUCUGCUCUUUCCUGGAACAUCUAUAUUCCUCCCCACUUCCUGAGCAGCCUCUCUUGCUGUCUCACAUUGUACAGACACCUCUGACACAUACUUCUUCCACUCAAACCUCUCUGCCUCCCAUCCUGGUGGACCAAAGGACACAAACUGAUGGUUGUCCUCAUGCUGAACCCUGUUGCCCUAGGCUGACAACUCCUGCCUCUCCUCCUCGUACAUCCUCUCCCCCUGUUGCCUAUAUUCGCCCUUUGGCGGCUCCUUCCUCUCCUUCUCGUCUCACCUCUCCUCCUUUUGGCUACAUUCACUCCCUUUCGUCCAGUCCAGCCUCCUCUCCCUCUUACUCUGAGCCUGGUUCCCCAGGCUUUGUUCCUUUCUCCCCUUCUCCUAGGCCUGGGUCCCCAGACUACACUCCUACCUCUCCCAGGCCUGAUAGCUCUGGGUCUCCUUAUUUUUACUAAUUAUAUCUGUAAUAAACUCCUUCUUUCCUUUCUAUAGUCUCUGAGUGGUUCAUUUGUUUAUUAUAACACUUACAUUUACCCUAUUAUGACAUCUGGGCUCUUAUGCCCAUAUAUCUUAUGAUACCAACCAUAAUAAGCCUUAAUUAUGCUUCCUUGGGGCGUCUCUAGUAUAUCAAUCGAUUUUUCACAACAUCAGGUACACACACACACACACACACACACACACACACACACACACACACAC
Molecule: messenger RNA, 1748 nt
Organism: Tachysurus fulvidraco (yellow catfish)
Lineage: Eukaryota; Metazoa; Chordata; Actinopteri; Siluriformes; Bagridae
Product: leucine-rich repeat extensin-like protein 5
Exons: 2
Coding region: 911-1504 (197 amino acids)
Source: RefSeq, a predicted model, not a curated record